AUGGACCCACAGUUGUCCUCUCAGAACGGUGUCUUUUCUCUGAUUCUACAACGUAUGAUGCUCGAAGCACAUGCGGCAAAUGGCGCCAUUCUGUCCAACUUCGGUCACGUAUAUCCAUCCGGAAAAGACAUUUCGAUGCCUUUAUUACCGCUUCCCCGGGGCGAUUCACGCGCCGGCAACGUUUCGCCUUCGUCACAGCUUUGGCGAAAGGACAGCAUCUGUGCGCAUAAACGCCAGAAUUUGGAAAUGAAAAUUUCGAUGCUGAAAAAGCGAAAAGAGCGCUUGGUGGAGAGCCAAAGGCAAAGUGAUUCAUGCCCGAGUAGUGCAGAGGCUUUGCGAAAAGCCCUAGCCGAUUCUGACGAGGGUGAGAUCAGUCGGGAGAGCUCGGAUGUGAAAAAUGAGUGCAUCCUAGACCUGGUAGGUGGGACGGAUAGCGAAGCGGACGUCGGCAAUGAGCAGGUUUUCAAAUCUCCUCAUGCUGCGGAUGUACACUUCAAGAAAACCCAUAAAAAGCCAGCUCCUCCCACCGAUUGUGAAGAAUGUGGAAAACGUUUUGCAUCUGCGUUCCAGCUACGCGAACACAUAUCGAUCCAACAUUUGAAAGAGCGCAACUUUGUAUGCGAAGAAUGCGGGCAGAAGUUUGGCAGAAGAGGAGGUUGGCUUUUAUUUUGUAUAGUUAUACCAUAUUUUCAUGCACAAAGUAAAGUUUUUUAGGA
Cylicostephanus goldi is the source of this 716-nucleotide messenger RNA. NCBI's taxonomy places the organism in Eukaryota, Metazoa, Nematoda, Chromadorea, Rhabditida, Strongylidae. The record is from the annotation of a GenBank genome assembly.